Akanthomyces muscarius is the source of this 2130-nucleotide messenger RNA. RefSeq lists its product as uncharacterized. NCBI's taxonomy places the organism in Eukaryota, Fungi, Ascomycota, Sordariomycetes, Hypocreales, Cordycipitaceae. Bases 1 to 2130 code for a protein of 709 amino acids. The record is from RefSeq and is a predicted model, not a curated record. The transcript has 3 exons.
AUGCCUGACAUUGCGCUGCCCGUCGUGCUGCCUCGCAAGAGAAUGCACAUCCAAGACGAGAUCCUGCAGCAGAGCCUGCGGAGCCCAGAGGCCUUCUGGGCCCGCCAGGCUGAGCAGCUGCACUGGCACCGGAAGCCCGACGCCACCCUGCGCACCUUUGACAAGACGCUCGCCGACGGCAGCACCGCCCACGCCUCCUGGGAGUGGUUCCCCGGCGGCGAGCUGUCCACCUGCUACAACUGCGUCGACCGGCACGUCCUCGCCGGCCGCGGCGACAACGUCGCCAUCUACUACGACAGCCCCGUCACCAAGACAAAGGCCCAGUACACCUACAGGCAGCUCCUCGAGGAGGUCGAGACGCUCGCUGGCGCGCUGCGCCAAGAAGGCGUCAAAAAGGGCGACGUCGUCAUGGUAUACAUGCCCAUGAUCCCCGCCGCCCUCAUCGGCAUCAUGGCCAUCAACCGCCUCGGCGCCGUCCACUCGGUCGUCUUUGGCGGCUUCGCCGGCAACGCCCUCGCCCAGCGCAUCGACGCCUGCGAGCCCGUGCUCAUCCUCACGGCCUCGUGCGGCAUCGACGGCGCCAAGCCGCCCAUCCCCUACCGGCCGCUCGUCGAGGAGGCCCUGCGCCUCGCCGCCCACAAGCCCCAGCGCACCAUCAUCUGGCAGCGCGAGGAGCUGCGCUGGGGCAAGACGAACCGCCUCAACCAGUCGUCGUGGCAGAAGUGGGUGCGCAGCGCCAGGGACCGUGGAAUCAAGGCCGACUGCGUGCCCGUUCGCAGCAGCGACCCCGUGUACAUUAUCCACACCUCGGGCACCACGGGCGUGCCCAAGGGCGUGUGCCGCGACUCGGCCGGCCACGCCGUCGGCCUGAACCUCUCCAUCAGCUACCUGUUCGACAUCCACGGUCCGGGCGACGUCAUCUGCACGGCGUCGGACGUUGGCUGGGUCGUGGGCCACUCGUACAUUGUCUACGCGCCGCUGCUGGCGGGCGCGGCCACGGUGCUCUACGAGGGAAAGCCCGUGGGGACGCCCGACGCCUCGUCCUUUUGGCGUCUGGUGGAGGAGUACAAGGUCAAUGCCUUUUUUACCGCGCCGACGGCGCUGCGCGCCAUCCGCCGCGACGACCCGGACAACAAGUUCUUUACGCAGGUGGGUGAGCGCGAUGGUCUGCGCUCCCUCCGGGCGCUCUUCCUCGCCGGCGAGCGCUCCGAGCCCAGCCUCAUCUCCAUGUACCAGGAUCUCUUUGACAAACACGCCGCGCCGUCGGCCCACGUCAUUGACAACUGGUGGUCGACCGAGGCCGGCUCGCCGAUGACGGGGCGCGCGCUGACGCCGCACGCCGCCCACGACCGCGGCACGCGCAUUCGCAAUCACAAAUUGCCCGUCCUUCGACCGGGCAGUGCCGGCAAGGCCAUGCCGGGGUUUGAUAUCCGCAUCGUAGACGAUGAGGGCCGCGAGGUGGCGCGCGGCAGCAUGGGCAACAUUGUGCUCGGCAUGCCGCUGGCGCCGACGGCGUUUCGCACGCUCUGGGGGGAUGAGGAGCGCUUCUACAAGAGCUACCUCAAGCGCUUCAACGGCAAGUGGAUGGACACGGGUGAUGCGGGUAUGAUUGACGAGGAGGGCUACGUGCACGUCAUGAGCCGCAACGACGACGUGCUCAAUGUCAGCGCGCACCGUCUAUCGAGUGGCGGCAUCGAACAAGCAGUGUCGUCGCACCCGCUCGUCGCCGAGUGCUGCGUCAUUGGCAUCCCCGACGCGCUCAAGGGCCAGCUGCCGUUUGCCUUCAUCACGCUGUCGACCAGCGACCACCCCCCGUCGGCGAUUCCCGACGAGGCCCUCGCCGGCGAGAUCCAGGCGCUGGUGCGCAAGCAGGUCGGCGCCAUCGCGACGCUCGGCGGCAUCAUCCAGGGCAAGGGCAUGAUCCCCAAGACGCGCUCGGGCAAGACGCUGCGGCGCGUGCUGCGCGAGCUCGCGGAGAAUGCGGUGCACGGGGAGUUUGCGAAGGAGGUGGCGGUGCCGAGCACGGUCGAGGACGCCGCGGCGGUGGACGUUGCGAGGGAAAAGGUGAGGGAGUACUUUGAGAGCAUGGGGCAUAAACACAAGGCGAUUGAGGCCAAGGCGAAGCUAUAA